AUGUUGAAAUCAGAAACACAACUGCCUGCAAUCAUAGAAUCUGAUAAUACAACAAGUAUAGAAGUCAUAUCGUUGGAUCAAAAACUGUCUACAGCAUUCUGUAAAAUAUGCUAUUCUGGAGGAAGUUGUGAACAAUUAAUACAUCCUUGUUUUUGCAAAGGAUCGGUUGGUAAUAUACACCUAACAUGUUUAGAGCGAUGGAUCAAUGAAUGUGGUAUUGAUCGGUGUGAACUAUGUCUUUUUCAAUUCACGUCUGACCAGACACGCCGAUACACAGUUUGGCAAUCUUUAGUGAUUUGGACAAGAAACCCAGUCCAUCGAAGCUUACUAAUUUCAGACUCUAUAGUCAUGGUUGUACUAACGAUUGUGAUGGCUUGUCUGAUUACAUCUGUGGUAAUGGGCAUGACAGUAUUUAGUACUUCGAAGUCUGACAGCAGGUUUUCUGUUUUGAGAAAAAUUAUAUUUUCCAUCUGUCUAAGGUCUUUCUCUAUUCGACCGAAAACUUGGUCCGGUGGCAUAUAG
Myzus persicae (green peach aphid) is the source of this 522-nucleotide messenger RNA. RefSeq names its product E3 ubiquitin-protein ligase MARCH3-like. The transcript is spliced from 4 exons. Lineage: Eukaryota; Metazoa; Arthropoda; Insecta; Hemiptera; Aphididae. Gene Ontology annotation, molecular function: zinc ion binding; ubiquitin-protein transferase activity. The coding region runs from base 1 to 522 and encodes 173 amino acids. The record is from RefSeq and is a predicted model, not a curated record. Gene Ontology annotation, biological process: protein ubiquitination.